Triplophysa dalaica is the source of this 1794-nucleotide messenger RNA. It is a transcript of the gene bmp5, whose product is annotated as bone morphogenetic protein 5. The record is from RefSeq and is a predicted model, not a curated record. Gene Ontology annotation, biological process: SMAD protein signal transduction. The coding region runs from base 388 to 1725 and encodes 445 amino acids. NCBI's taxonomy places the organism in Eukaryota, Metazoa, Chordata, Actinopteri, Cypriniformes, Nemacheilidae. Gene Ontology annotation, cellular component: extracellular region. Gene Ontology annotation, molecular function: cytokine activity; growth factor activity. The transcript has 7 exons.
GUUCAUGCACUGAUUUCUGAAUUUGCACACCUCUGUAUUGCCACAUCGUCCAGUGGUCCCAUUUACAAGUGAAGAGCAUUCUGUAAGUUCUUUCUAAUUUCUUUACGUAUUUGACGUAGUCUCUACUAAGCUUUCAUCCUUACGAAAGUGAUGAAAAUGUUGCCUAAUAACGGCAGAGCAGAUUUCGGAUGGUAAGCAAGCAAGAGUUGACCCGGUGCCCCACUUUGUGGUUUAAAGGACGUCUGGACUUGAAGGGAAAAAAGUCAAAGCUACGAGAAGGGAGCGUAUUUUCAGUAAACCGAAAGAACAAAACAAGUAUUAAUGGUGCGCCAUGGUGUGCCCCAGCGUCAACCUAGCGCGCCCUUGUUGAAAGCAUCAUCCUGAGAGAUGAAGAUGAGAGCGCCAACAUUUGUACUUGUGUGGAGCUGUCUGGGGUUUCUUCACAGCGUUCAGUGCGGUUUAGGGGACAACCAUUUGCAUUCCAGCUUUAUUUACAGGCGGUUGCGUAACCACGAGCGGCGAGAGAUCCAGAAAGAAAUCCUCUCCAUCCUGGGCUUGCCCCACCGUCCCAGGCCCUUUUCGCAGGGGAAACAAGGGUCGUCAGCACCUUUGUUUAUGCUGGACCUGUACAACGCGAUGACGACCGACGAGGAGAACGUGAUGCUCGGAAAGGUGCUCACUGGGAAACCGCGUAAAAGCGCGUCUGGAGUUGCACAUGGACAUUGGCGUGCACCGCAUCAGGCGUACCGCGCAGCGCCCGCUGCCAGCCAGAAUCCGCCUCUGGCCACAGAGCACGACACCAACUUUCUGAAUGACGCGGAUAUGGUGAUGAGUUUUGUCAAUCUAGUUGAGAGGGAUAAGGAUUUCUCCCAUCACAGACGACAUUACAGAGAGUUUCGUUUCGACUUGACUCAGAUUCCUGAAGGUGAAGCUGUGACUGCUGCCGAGUUCAGGAUUUAUAAAGACCAAAGUCCUGUCCGAUACGAGAACAUCACACUCAAAGUCACCAUAUAUCAAGUCAUCAAAGAAUAUGCAAACAGGGAUGCUGAAACAUUUCUUUUGGACUCUAAAAAGAUCCGUGCUUCUGAUGGAGGAUGGCUGGUGUUUGAUAUCACAGCCACCAGUAAUCACUGGCUUUUGAAUCCACAGCAGAAUAUGGGCCUUCAGCUGUGUGUGGAGACCGCUGAUGGUAAAAGCAUCAGUAUGAAAUCUGCUGGCAUCAUUGGAAGAAAUGGCCCUCAGUCCAAGCAGCCAUUCCUUGUUGCUUUCUUCAAAGCCAGCGAGGUGCUUCUCCGUUCCGUAAGAGCCACAGGUGGAAAGAGGAAGACCCACAACCGAAAUAAAACCAAAACCCAACAAGAAACUUCACCGGCUCUCAAAAGUGGAGAUCAAAACACCAGUGAACAGAGGCAAGCCUGCAAAAAACAUGAACUUUACGUCAGCUUCCGUGACUUAGGAUGGCAGGACUGGAUUAUUGCUCCGGAGGGAUAUGCAGCCUUUUAUUGUGAUGGAGAGUGUUCGUUUCCACUGAAUGCACAUAUGAACGCAACAAACCACGCCAUUGUCCAGACCUUGGUCCAUCUAAUGUUCCCUGACAAUGUGCCAAAACCCUGCUGUGCACCAACCAAACUGAAUGCCAUAUCAGUGCUGUAUUUUGAUGACAGCUCCAACGUGAUAUUGAAAAAGUACAGGAAUAUGGUGGUAAGGUCCUGUGGAUGUCAUUGAAGGCCGGAGUGCUUCUGUGAUAUUGCUGCAAUGAAAAACAUAUCAAAAUAAAUAGUUUUUGACAUUUGA